AUGUCGCAACCUCUCUGGACCAUGCCUACGGGCGCAACCCAUCAGCCGCAGUUGAAGGUCUACAACUCGUUGACACGAUCAAAAGUCCCAUUUGUCCCUAUACAACCCGGCCAUAUCUCUUGGUAUGCCUGCGGUCCCACGGUCUAUGACGACUCCCACCUGGGCCAUGCGCGUAACUAUGUGACCACGGAUAUCAUUCGACGUAUCCUGCGAGACUACUUUGGCUUCAAGAUUCGGUUUGUUAUGAACACCACAGAUAUUGAUGACAAGAUCAUUCUAAGAGCGAGGCAACGUCACCUCUAUGACGAAUACAAGAAGAACCACAGAUACAUCGACGACCAAGUCCGGCAAGACGCUCAGCAGGCCUGGCACUACUACAUCCAGAAGAACCUGAAACGCAUAGCAUCCAAGGACCUCAUCACCCCCGAGACAUUCGACGGAGUUAUCGAACACACAUAUGGAGAUGUCCUUGCAGGAGGGAGCCUAGAGCCAGGAACCAAGCCAGGUGACAAAGAGGCCAAGAUCAAGAUGCACAUCAAUACCGCUCGAAACGCGGCAAAAGCUCUGAUGCAGGAUCCAAAGCUCCUGACCCCGCAUGAAUUUUACAACCGCGUGAACGAUAUCAUGUGCCUCGUCCUGGACGAGCAGUUCGGGAGCACGAUCCGCGGAGACGAUUAUGCCGUGUUCACGAAACUCACAAAAGAAUAUGAGGCUCGAUUUUUCCAGGACAUGCACGAUCUCAAUGUCAUAGAUCCAGAUGACCUUGUGCGAGUCACUGAGCAUGGCAAAGAGAUUGCGGAGUUUGUCAAGAAGAUUGUGGACAACAAAAUGGGCUACAGGACGUCAGAUGGUUCGGUUUAUUUCGAUAUAAAAGCAUUCGAGGCCGCCGGUUACCCGUACGCCAGAUUAGAGCCAUGGAACAGAAACGACAAGGAACUGCAGGCUGACGGAGAAGGUGCUCUGUCACAAAAAGACGCAACUGCUAAGAGAUCGGACGCCGACUUUGCUCUUUGGAAGGCAUCAAAGCCCGGUGAGCCAAGCUGGGAUAGCGAAUGGGGUCCUGGUCGGCCUGGAUGGCACAUUGAAUGCUCGGCGAUGGCGUCGGGGAAGCUUGGUCAACAAAUGGACAUCCAUUCCGGCGGGAUUGAUCUAGCAUUUCCUCACCAUGACAAUGAGCUUGCCCAGAGCGAAGCGUUCUGGGCAAACCAUGGUCAAUGGGUGAAUUAUUUCCUGCAUAUGGGUCAUCUAUCCAUACAAGGAUCAAAGAUGUCAAAAUCGCUGAAAAACUUCACUACCAUCCGGGAAGCGCUCCACGUCAGGAAGGAUUGGACUGCGAGGAGUCUGCGAAUUGUUUUCUUGCUCGGAAAUUGGAAAGACGGAAUAGAAAUUACGGAUGACAUGGUCACCGAAGGCAGGAAUUGGGAAGACCGUGUAGACAACUUCUUCCUCAAUGCUAUCGAGGCCAUCAAGAACACAAAAUCCUCAGACGAACGACCAGCCGGCUUGGAAGACGCUGUUCAGGAGGCAGCAGAGAAGGUCCGAACUGCAUUACUCGAUUCCUUCAACACGCCGAUCGCCAUGAACACGAUAUCACAACUAAUAAACACAUACAACAGCGCCAAGAAGUCCGAAUUGACAGCAGCGGAUCAUCGCCGGGUGGGCCUUUUCGUCACACGUCUAGUGAACAUCUUUGGUCUGAAUGGCUCCGAGCCAGCAGAUACCGAACAGGUGGGCUGGAAAGGUAUCGAGAUCCCGGACGCCGCAAAAGAGUUCGUCUACCCGCUCGCUAAAAUGCGAGACGAACUGCGACAAGCCGCCAUUGCUAAAUCCAUCACUGCCGAGAAAGUCCAGGAAAUCGUGACCACUUCGCCCACAAGCCUGGAGGAGCCGGCCUCCAGUGGGAGACCUCGGCCUUCAUAUGCCCGUGCACUGAGCGAGUUCAGCAGGGCCGCCCUUCAAGCGACUUCUUCGCCGGCUGCCAUGGAAUCCUCGCCUGAUCUCAACAAACAAAUCCUCGCACUCUGCGACCGGGUCCGAGACAUCGAUCUCUGGCAACUGGACAUCUACCUCGAAGACCGAGAGAAUGCGCCCGCUCUGGUCCGCCCCGUCACCGAAGGCCUCAAAGCGGCCCGGCGCGAAAAGGAAGACAAAGCCCGCCAAAAAGAAGAAGCGAGAAAACAGCGCGAAAGAGAAGCGCAGGAGAAGUUGCAGAAGGCCAAACUCGAUCCGAGAGAGAUGUUUAAACCACCCCAUCAAACGGAGUAUUCGGCGUGGGAUGACGAUGGUGUCCCGACAACGGCCAGGAAUGGAACCCCUCUGACGGCGAGCCGGGUGAAGAAGUUGAGGAAGGAGUGGGAGGCACAGCGGAAGGCGCACGAAAAGUACCUGGCCACGCUUCCCACCCCAGUGCCAAAUGGUCUAGAUUCACCUUCUGCUACUCGCUAG
Messenger RNA from Cladophialophora psammophila CBS 110553, 2445 nucleotides. RefSeq names its product cysteinyl-tRNA synthetase. NCBI's taxonomy places the organism in Eukaryota, Fungi, Ascomycota, Eurotiomycetes, Chaetothyriales, Herpotrichiellaceae. The transcript is spliced from 2 exons. Gene Ontology annotation, cellular component: cytoplasm. Gene Ontology annotation, biological process: cysteinyl-tRNA aminoacylation. Gene Ontology annotation, molecular function: ATP binding; cysteine-tRNA ligase activity. Bases 1 to 2445 code for a protein of 814 amino acids. The record is from RefSeq and is a predicted model, not a curated record.